This is a messenger RNA of Mus pahari (shrew mouse), 681 nucleotides long. RefSeq names its product ring finger protein 175 (gene Rnf175). The record is from RefSeq and is a predicted model, not a curated record. Lineage: Eukaryota; Metazoa; Chordata; Mammalia; Rodentia; Muridae. Gene Ontology annotation, cellular component: Golgi membrane; endoplasmic reticulum membrane. Gene Ontology annotation, molecular function: metal ion binding; ubiquitin protein ligase activity.
AUGAUCGAAGGCCCGGACCAGGAGAUGCUCCAGGUGCCUCAGGGCCAUGAGGCCAUGCACGUGAAGAUGAUCUUGAUCUUCUCUGCCCUGAUCACUGUCCAGGUGAUGCUGGUACGGAGACAGAGGCACGGCUGUUCCUACAACCUGGUGACCUUGCUGCAGAUGUGGGUUGACCCUUUGUACUUGACAACAAAGCUCUACUGGUGGUGGUUUCUGUCUAUGUGGGGAACGUUCUCCGUUGUUACAAGUUACAUCCUCUUCAGAGUACCGCACUCAGGGCAAACACCAAGACUGGUGGUCUACACACGAUUUCUUCUAAUCUAGAAGAUCAGUUAUAUGCUUGAUGUAGUGAGUUAUUUGGUCAUCACGUUUACAAUGUGUGGAAUCAAUGUAAUAUCAAGUAAACUCAAAUCUAGAGACUCCAUGGAUUUGGGGGUUGGAUACUUGCUCUAUGGCUUUUACUAUGGAAUGGACUUUGUUGAGAUCUGCUCAGACCACAUGACAUCUACUCUAGGGUUCUACAGUGUCAGUGGGGUCCCCACUAGGAGCCUGUCAGGCGACAUCUGUGAGAUUUGCAGGCAGAAGAUCCUUGUGGCACUUGAUGAAGAAGGGCUCAUUGAAAACACUUACCAGUUGUCAUGUAGCCACAAUUAUAUCCCUUACCCAUUUAUCACUGUUUGA